ACUUCUCUGAUGACCCUGUAUGUCGUACAACUGGGAAGCAGUUCCAGUUGUGGGUUUAGGAUGAGAACGGAGCUCUGCAGACAUUGACACAUGGUGCUUCUUUUCUCUUCUUGUGCCCUUUCCGUGCUUAAGCAACUCGAAGCCAUUUGUGUGAAGGUAACGUCUGGAGAGCAGCAAGGCCGGGAGGGACCAAUGCCCCCGCUGGCUACUGUCCAGCCCCAAACAGCGAGACCGUGCCUGCCGCCCAGGGCCUCCAGCCUGGAGGGGCUCGGUGUGGCCAGCCCACAGCUGCUCAGGGUGCAGCCCCUCGUGAGAGCCGGGCAGCAGCCUCCUGCUCAGGUGUUCGUACAGAGACCCCUGCCCGCCCUCCAGCCAGUCCCUGGGAAGAGAGUCCCGGGUCCCCCGGCUCAGAAUGGACAAGGAGCCGGCUUGAUGCCUUCCUCGGCCUCCGACCCAUCAGCCAUGGCACCCGUGUCAGCCAGCCCGCCAAAUGUGGUGACUUCCAACUUGCUCACAAAACAUACGGAGAAGCUGAAAAAAUCUUUGAAAGUGAAAACACGGUCUGGACGGAUAUCUCGCCCUCCCAAGUAUAAAGCGAAAGAUUACAAAUUCAUAAAAACGGAGGACCUGGCGGACGGUCAUCCGUCCGAUUCCGAUGACUAUUCAGAGCUAAGUGUGGAAGAGGAGGAAGAGCAGAGGGAAAAGCAGGCGCCCUUCGACUUCCCCAGCGGCUUGCUGAGGCCCAAGGCGUUCGGGUGUGCGGCCUGCGGAAAGGCCUACAUAGGCAAGGGCGGCCUGGCCCGGCACUUUAAGCUGAAUCCAGGCCACGGCCAGCUGGACGCCAGCGCCAGUGUGGGCCCAGCCUCCCAGGCACCGUCCCUGCCAGCCACUACACCUGAGGAAGGGGACCUUCCCUGCCGUGCCCCAGGGACAGAGCCAGCACCGGGCAGCCUGCAGAAUGGUCAGUCAGUAGAAUUUGAAGAGGUGUUGACAGCUGAACCAGAAAAUAGAAGUUAUUCAGCUCCUUUGCGUUCAGAGAGGCAUCCGGGACCUAGAGGAAAUGGCUGUGCCGAGAGCCCUGCAGGGCCCAGCGUGGCCGUCCUCAGGCAGAGCAGAGCGGUCCUGGCUGGAGGCCCCGCGGCAGCAGGUGGACAGCGAGCCUUGAGGAACAAAGCCAGGCUCAAGCAGUUCCUUCAGCAGUGUCACCCGGAGGACCUAGUGGAGUUGGCUCUGCCUCAGCUGGCUCAGGCUGUGACCAUGUAUGAAUUUCUUCUGAUGAAGGUGGAAAAUGGUCGCCUGGCAAAGCCUUUGUUCCCAGCUGUGUAUAAGGAAUUUGAAGAGUUGCAUGAAAUGGUGAAGAAAAUGUGUCAGGAUUACCUCCUCCGUUCUGGCCCUUGUUCUCAGGAGCCCCUGGAAAUCAACAAUGCCAAGGUUGCUGAGUCUUUGGGAAUCACAGAAAAGCUCCUGAGGGCAAAAGGAAUACACACGAAGUGCACCCCACCCCCAGGCCUCUGCCAUGAGGCAGAGGGCACGUCACCGGAGGAAGCUAGCAGACUGAAGAGGGAAAACGAGGCCAUGGAGGAGGGGCUGGCCUCAGCGAAGAGGACCAGAAGAGGAGCUCUGCCUAAGGACACCAGUGGGUCUCUUGCUGCCGACAGCAGAGGCCGGGAGAAGCCCAGGCCCUCCUCUGCCCCCGCUGCCAGUGAUGGUGUCGUGCCAGGGCUCAGCAUGAAUGCCUCUCCCCAUUCUGAAGAAAGCCACGCGCUGCUGGUCUCCGACGGUGACAGCCACACGCUGUAUGCAGGCCAGCAGCUUAAGGCAUUUGCUGAUCUGGAAGCCAGGAGUGGGUCUGCCGGGCCAGUUCCCUCUACCCGGUCAGGGGCACCCAGCAGGCUGAGCCCAGCACAGAGGGCAGGGUUCCCUAGAGAAAAUGCUCUAGAACAUUCUUCCGACCAGGACUCUGUGGACAGUGUGAGCCUGGGAGACUGCGGCGCUCUGUCACCAGGUGGAGGGGCAGAGUCCCUACUGCAUGGUGUGUCUGCGAAGGAGGCUGGAGACCCAUGCAGGAUGCACGGCUCCCACCUGGACCACCUGCAGCCCAGCCCUUGCAACACCCCGAGAACUGAGAUCGUAGCCUCCCCACUUCAGGAAGUGGUGUCUGUGGAUAUCGUGCCAACAGACUAUGCCCACAGGACUGUGUCCCAGCCAGGGCCUCAGCCAGGCCCUGAGGGGUUAGCGACAGAACUGGGUCUCAGAAGCCAGGUGGGGGCCCUAAACCGGCUCCCACGUGGGGUGGAGGCUCACACUGGCCAAGGAAAAGUGGACAGCGUGGUUGCUGUAAGGGGAGCCACGGCUUUUGACAUCACCAAUGGGUGCCACGAAUUACUGUCUCAGGGACAGGAACAGGUAUUUGUUCAGACUUCCCAUGGGCUUGUCUUGUCCCACCCGGGUAUGCUAGUGUCUCAGGAGGAGGACAUCGUCAUAGUGACCAACACAGAGGAGCCUGCCCUGGGGAUGUGCCCACCGGAAGGGGCUCCUCUUGAAACUGUGGAGACAUUUCUCACCAUGGAGGCAGAGCCCUCCCAGCGAGAGUAAAACCGAGGUCUGAACUUGUCUGUUUAUUCAAAGAAGGUCUAUUUCAUGGAAUGUAUAUUUUUCUAAUGUGAUAACUGACACAAAUGAACCUUUAUUUAUCUUUA
Molecule: messenger RNA, 2699 nt
Organism: Tupaia belangeri chinensis (Chinese tree shrew)
Lineage: Eukaryota; Metazoa; Chordata; Mammalia; Scandentia; Tupaiidae
Gene: ZNF839
Product: zinc finger protein 839
Exons: 7
Coding region: 91-2595 (834 amino acids)
Source: RefSeq, a predicted model, not a curated record